Messenger RNA from Dovyalis caffra, 699 nucleotides. The record is from the annotation of a GenBank genome assembly. NCBI's taxonomy places the organism in Eukaryota, Viridiplantae, Streptophyta, Magnoliopsida, Malpighiales, Salicaceae.
AUGCGCAUGAUGGUGUUUGUAGGUGAAGACCACAAAUGCGACACGCACGAGGAAGUGGAGCUUCAUGACAAAACUAAGAUUUUGACAGGAAAAUCUCAAAUCAAGAGGAUUGCUCUGUUUCUUCUCAUGCUCAUGCAGAUCAUCCAAAAUCAAGACUUCAAAAUAACUUCAAAUCCAAGAUUGAGUUUAUACACUAAUUCUUGCAUUAAUAUCACUGCCAUUGAAGCCAUGGCCUUCAAAUCAUUUCUGUUUGUUUCCCUCUUAAGUGCUGCAAUAUGGGCAGCCCCAAUGGCUGAAGCUCAGCUUGGGCUUAUAGGCGGCCUUCUUGGUUUGAUCCGCAUCCAAGGGACUGUGUUUUGCACUGCCAAUGGCAACAUGGCUGCUAAUGGCACAGCAACCCCUGUUUUUCCUAAUGCUCUUGUGCAGUUGCAAUGUGGAGGAAAUGUGGUUUCUACCUCAACCACUAACGGAUCUGGACUUUUUUCAAUUGUGUUGGAUCCUCUAAAUUUUAUUCUUUCCUCAUUACUGAGCAACUGCAACCUAAAGGUUGAUACACCACUGACCAACUGCAACGCCAAUUUGCCUGCUCUAGGUGGUCUGUUAUCUUCCUUACAGUUCAUUGGAAACACUUCUCUUGGAGCACUCUUGAGUGUUGCAAACAUCAUUCCUGCCGGAUUCCGAUUCGUGCCUUCAAAUUAA